Alternaria arborescens is the source of this 1110-nucleotide messenger RNA. RefSeq lists its product as hypothetical. NCBI's taxonomy places the organism in Eukaryota, Fungi, Ascomycota, Dothideomycetes, Pleosporales, Pleosporaceae. Gene Ontology annotation, cellular component: membrane; Golgi apparatus. Gene Ontology annotation, biological process: retrograde vesicle-mediated transport, Golgi to endoplasmic reticulum. The record is from RefSeq and is a predicted model, not a curated record. The transcript has 2 exons. Bases 1 to 1110 code for a protein of 369 amino acids.
AUGGCCCGGAUCAACCUGCCCCCACUGACUCGGGGCGUGCUCGCUGCCGUCAUAUUCUUUACGCUUAUAAACUUCGCACUGCGUCCGCACGCCGACUGGGUGGAAAAGGUCGAGAAGCCAAUCAUUGGCGUGGGCAAUGGCGUGCCGUGGCUCACCAUAGUCCCUGGCUAUUCGGUGCCUUGGUAUCCAUGGGUGUUUGCAUUGGCGACGGUCGUGGAGCAGAAUGUCCUGGGUCUCGUCACCACCGCACUCACCGUCUUCUACGGCGGACGCUAUUUGGAAAGAGCAUGGGCGUCACACGAGUUCACCAAGUUCAUGCUCUUCGUGGCCAUGAUACCCAACGUCCUUACAUACUUGCUCUACAUGGUUGGCUUCCUCCUCACGAGCAAAGGUUCCAUCUUACAUACCACAAUCUCCGGCGGCAUUGCCAUCCAAGCUGGCUUUCUCGUUUCCUUCAAGCAGCUCGUCCCCGAACACACCGUUGCCAUCGCCAAAGGCCUCAUCCGCAUGCGCGUCAAGCACUUCCCCGCCAUCUUUCUCCUCGCCAACACAAUCUCUGGCAUGAUACUGGGUACUGAGACGGCUAUGUUUCUGGCAUACUUCGGCUUCUUCACUGCUUGGAUCUACCUUCGCUUCUACCGCAUAAGCCCAUCACUAUCGUCCACGGCAACUGGCAACGGAUCCGUCAUCCGCGGCGACGCCUCAGACACCUUCUCCUUUGCUCACUUUUUCCCGGAACCCAUACAAACACCCGUUGGCGCACUUUCCGACGGCAUCUACAACGCACUGGUAUCGCUCAAAGUGUGCACGCCUUUCUCAGAUCGAGACAUCGAUGCGGGCAACGAACAGGCAAGCGCCCGUGCCGAAGGAGGUCUCCCAAGCAUCAUGAACCCCAACAGCAGGGGGGGUCGCGGUGGAUCAACCCGUGUAGAAGCAGAGAGGAGACGUGCUCUGGCUCUGGAAGCACUGAAUGCGCGAUUGAACGCAGCGGCAUCUCGAGGCCCAAGUGCUCCAUCAGCACCUUCUGUCUCUGGACCUACAGAAUCCUUAGGAGAGACGACAUACGAACCCGAACGACAUGAAAUACCAGAAAGGCCGACGGCGUCAUAG